Molecule: messenger RNA, 1776 nt
Organism: Branchiostoma belcheri (Belcher's lancelet)
Lineage: Eukaryota; Metazoa; Chordata; Leptocardii; Amphioxiformes; Branchiostomatidae
Exons: 12
Coding region: 1-1776 (591 amino acids)
Molecular function (GO): serine-type endopeptidase inhibitor activity
Source: RefSeq, a predicted model, not a curated record
AUGCAGUUCGGCGGAAAGUGGUACGAAAUCGCCCGGGUCAGACAUCACUCCUUCCGCGGCCAUCCCGACCUGGUGUCGAUAGGGGGCGCUUUCGUGUUUAACGUCAAGCCCAACGGCAGGGACGCCUCCGUCUCGUACUUCGGAAAACUUGACGGUCGGUGUCAGCUGAUGAUCCCAGGCCGUCUGAUGACCACCAGUUACGAUCCUCCCGCCAAACUCACCUACAAGUUCGCCGGGUUCAACUACCCGUUCGACGAAGGUGACCUGUGGAUCUUAGACACGGACUACCAGAACUACGCUCUACUCUACAACUGUCUGGUCAGGAACUCGGACGGGACCUGCCGGAGGAACAUGAACCUCGCAUGGAUACUCAGCAGGAAGCCCACCCUCCCAGCAGAGACUAGAAAACGGCUGGACCAGAAGCUGUACACCGUGUGUGUGAUUCCGUACAACCGCCUCACCAACACACCACAUAACGGGGAUGACUGCUCGCCAUCUUUGACGACGUCCACUCCGGCCAUCCCAACAACUACAGUACACAUUCCUUCAACAACAACGACAACGACAGCAGAGCCGACCACAACUGCCGUCCUUCCCACAACCCCAGUACCAACAACAACAACAAUAGCUACAACAAUAACCAUGGCACCAACGACCGUUCCGGCAGAAACAACGACAGAACAGACAAUAGUAGAAGAAGACAACGAGUUAGGAAGCGGGUACUUGUUCUACAGAGUAGAAGACGGUCCGGAAAGUUCCGGGUUCGGAUGUCAGGACCUGGACUGUUCCUUGAGCUGCGCGGGAGGAUACAGGGAGGACGACUACGGCUGUGAGAUUUGCGCGUGUAAAGAUGAAGUGCCUGUGGAACAGAACAGACUGUCCCGCCGUCUGCCCACCUUCUGUCAGGAGCUGACCUGUGACCUCCACUGUUCCCAUGGUUACCGCACAGACGACUAUGACUGUGAGGUCUGCGAGUGCGAACCACCCGGCAGAGACUAUGCAGUAUCGUUCCGAGCGGCGCAGGCCCAGACGCCGAUCUGCCGGCCGCCCGACUGUGAGUGGAUGCACUGUGACUGGGGUCUGGACCAGGACGACUCCGGGUGUGAGGUCUGCCGCUGUAGAGAGGAUCCAGACCGCCGCUGCCGGCGCACGUUCCAGGCGGGCGUCAGCAAGUGUUUCGACGACUUUCAGAGGACGUCACAGCGGAACGUUCAUAACGACCCGCAGGAGUACUGCAGAGCGCAGAGCGGGCUGUACCGGUGUUACGGUGAGAUCCUGUUCACGUCGGGCUGUAGUCAGGAGAUCAUGGCGAGUCUGUACGAGGAGCACAUCCGGCAGGGUCUGGAGUACGUCCGGCGGUACUGUCUGCAGUGGGUGCAGUACGCGAGACGGCAAGAAUCUGCAUCCCAUGAAGAAUUUCUGACCACCCUUCCACCUGAAAUCAUUACGUUCCGGACAACCACUGCUCCAACAACCACCACACAACCAGCCACUACACCAACCACUACACCCACCGUCCCCCCCACUACACCGCCCACUACACCGCCAACUCCACCGCCUCCGCCCAAGACAACGGACCCGCCUCCCGACAGACAGAACGACAGACUGCGGGAUGAAGGCGUGGAAGACGACGUGGAAGGAACGACAGAAGAAAAGAAUGCAGAAGUGGAAGGAAACAAACACGGCGACGUCAGAAAGACCUACGAAGCAGACAGUGCGAAUCUGGAGGGCGACUCAUCAGUGGGUGCGGUAUAUCGAACCUCUGUGUCUACCUAA